This is a messenger RNA of Xenopus laevis (African clawed frog), 1135 nucleotides long. RefSeq names its product CKLF-like MARVEL transmembrane domain containing 3 S homeolog (gene cmtm3.S). The transcript has 5 exons. Gene Ontology annotation, cellular component: membrane. NCBI's taxonomy places the organism in Eukaryota, Metazoa, Chordata, Amphibia, Anura, Pipidae. Bases 172 to 687 code for a protein of 171 amino acids. The record is from RefSeq and is a predicted model, not a curated record.
GCUGCUUGUGGGCAGGAAGUAGCGGCUCUGGCACUGCAGGGGUUAAGCCUCCGCACAUCACAGACACUCACAACUUUUUAGUUUAAUACACAUUUCCGCGUUGCCUCCAUUUCCUUUCUUCUCCUACAGACUGCUAAACUAUCCUUUUCUGCCCCCCCUCCCCCGACAAGAAUGGAUGAGCCCGAUCAAACGAGCGAGACUCGCACUCCUGCCCUGAGGAGCGCAUUGAUCCCGGGAAGGGAGUUCCUGAGCUCGCGCAAGGGACAGCUGUUGCUGGCUGAAUGGGUUGUUUCUUUUCUCACCUUCAUCUGUUAUGCCGCAUCAACUGCAGUUGGUCUCAUGACUGUUCCACUCAUAGAAUUCCUUUGGGCUCUCUUUACAUUCUACGCCUAUUCUUUAAAAUACAAUGAACAGCUAAAGGGAAUACUUUGGCCUCUUUUGGAUUUUAUUCGUUGUGUGUCAGCUGCCAUCAUUUAUUUUGUGGUGUCUCUUGUGGCCGUGUCAAAAUACAAAUGUGGGGCAUCCAAAGCUGCUGCGGUAUUUGGGUUUAUUGCCACUAUUAUAUUUGCAAUUGAUUUCUACAUGAUCUUCAAUGAGUUGACCAAGUUUCUUAAAAAAGGAGAUUCUGCUGAGGAUCCAGAAAGACAGAAAUCAGAGGAUGAAGAAUCAGAUUCUGAUUCAGACUGACUGAGAGCAGUUUAACAGUGCAACAGAUAACACAGGAGGAUCUGCAGAGCAGUUUCUUUGGAAAGGAUUAUUCCAAAACCUGAAAUAUAUCUGCCUUCUGGAAUGUGAUUGAUCAAGGAGGAUGUCUUGUGAGCGGACAUUAACCCUUUUUCAUCUACAACAAAAUGCACUGCUUAUAACAUGGAUCACUUUAAGGAGGCUACAGACUGCAGCAUGCAAAGUGGGAAUACUUUUUUUUUUUUAAUUGGCAGAAAUGCAGAGAGUGUUGGUAGAACCCUAUGAAUGGAAGUGCUAAUGGCAUCCUACUUUUAAAAUGAUUUUACAAUUUUGGUUGUAAGAGCUGAGCAUGGACCUGAUAUGCCUUGGCCCCUAUAAGUAGGAAGCUUACUUUUCAGUAUUGCGCAUUAACUUUUUACUGUGAGAUACAAUAAAGCCUUGGUUCAUACAA